Messenger RNA from Haliotis rufescens (red abalone), 1885 nucleotides. RefSeq names its product tumor necrosis factor-like. Gene Ontology annotation, cellular component: membrane. Gene Ontology annotation, biological process: immune response. The transcript has 4 exons. Gene Ontology annotation, molecular function: tumor necrosis factor receptor binding. The record is from RefSeq and is a predicted model, not a curated record. Bases 566 to 1387 code for a protein of 273 amino acids. Lineage: Eukaryota; Metazoa; Mollusca; Gastropoda; Lepetellida; Haliotidae.
UGUGGCCCCACGACGCUCAUAACAGUAUUGAUAAUUCAACAUAUAUAUCGUCAGCUUUAGCCCGUAGUACUUCAGUGGGAGAACAGUACGUUCUCCGUGUGAAUGCAUGUUUGGUCAUGUGACCUCUGCAUGGCCACCCUGCAUUGUGUGACUUCCUUUUUUUGGUGUUACGGUAAUGUGUGUCUCUGAAUACCCGUCAGAAGGAUUACACGACGAAUUGAAAAAGGAAAGUAGCUCGUCCAAGAAAUGCAAAUUCUAAGUAACAGAGACGUCUCUAUAUUUGAUAACAGCAUAUAACGAACCGUACAUAGUCAAUGCCUCUGAUAGACUAGCCACUGUAUUCAAAACAUAUGGCAUACUGCGUACCGACUUUCACUCUAUCGGUACACAAUGCUAAACCAGGCCUCAAGGAGGACUUCUAGCAAGUAAGCGCGUUUCUAUUUAAAAGAAGGGGGUUGCCCAGGUAUUUGAAAAUCCCGAUUGACCAGGAAGUCUUGUCAACAAUCAGGUAGAAUAAUCUGUACGAACACGCGAUCGGCCAGUUCACAGCGCAUCUACAUCCAACAUGUCGGAAUCGACAGGGUUCAUUACAACCAACAGAGCUGAUGUGCCCCUGUUUGGACCUGUGUGUGUCCGUGUCAGUGUGGUGGGAUCCCUUCUUGUCAAUGUAGCUGUUGUGACAUUGGUGAUCUUCUUCGUAGUGCUACAACAUGAUACAGAUACGCCCCUACCCAAUCCUGACACAGGCUCUGUGUGUUUUGUUUGCGAUUAUCUGGGUUCCGGGAUCGAAUCCCAUGACACACUCUUCAGACUGGCCAAGGGAGGUAACCACACGUUUUGCUGCCUUAAAGAAAAGGAUGAACUUACUCCUGCAUUUGAACAGAUGGCUAAAGCUAUAUAUAAAGGAAAAGCGGAUGCUCCUCUCACUCCCAGUGUCGCCGCCCCGUGGAUGAGGGGUGCCACUGGAGCACUUCUGUAUCUGGACCCGGCAGCAAUAAAUGGCUCCACGCUGACCUGGAAUGACCGAGGACGGAACAACUUCGCCUUCAUGUCUGGCGUUGAGUAUCGAGAUCGCAAAAUACACAUACCGUCGAAUGGUCGAUAUCACGUAUAUUCCCACGUGACUUACAAGCAGAAUAAGGACACAUAUGGUUGCAAGACGUUCUUGCAUCAGAUUACCCGUGAACACCCGAGACAGCCGAAGUUAGGGGAGGUCACUCUUCUGGUUACCAAGAAUAGCUACUCGACACAUGAGAUAUAUCAAUCCAGCUUCCUGUCAGCCAUCUUGGUCAUGCGCAAAAAUGACCGAAUCGCCGUCAAUGUUUCUGAUGUCUUAUCAGUUCACAAACAGUCCUCGCUUACAUUUUUCGGUGUAAGGAAACUUUAGAGUGAUCCGUCAUUCCCUUCAGUGUGCCACUUAUCCAUCUAUAAGGAUGCAUGUAUGUCAAGAGUGUUUGAUUGGUCGUUAUUAACGCCACACUCAGCACAUUCCAAGCAAGGAGAGGUUUUAUUCCAUACUAAAAGGCCUCGGGCCUACAGUACAAUUAUGUUUUCGGCAGUGGUUGCAGAUAUGUUUAACAGGUCAUAUUCUAAUUAACAUAGCGUGAAUGAACAUUGAUAGUUGUUCUAAUUAACAUAGCGUGAAUGAACAUUGAUAGUUGUUCUAAUGAACAUAGCGUGAAUGAACAUUGAUAGUUAUUCUAAUUAACAUAGCAUGAUAAAUGAACAUUGAUAGCUUUUUAGAUUAUCUUUAUCAGUUGGUGACAUGAUCGAUAUAAAUGUUUGUUGAGUGGGAUGUACAUAAAAAGGCAGUUCAAUACUUCUUAGAUGGUCGUAUGUUGGACGGACUAACAGAAAAUAAAACUCAUCUUUAAUCACAUUUAAA